CAACAGUGUAUUGCCUGAGCAGCGCGGGACUUUGUGUGUGUGUCCUUGUGUGGGUCCGUGUGUGUUGUGUUGUUAUUUCACGUUAAACUCCUGGUUUGCAGCUGAAGUCCGAAGACAACAUGCAGCGGAGCAUAGCAUCCUUCUUCCAGCCCAAGGGCAAAGACAAAGAUGUUCAGAAGAAGAAAUCCGCAGAGAAACCGGUGAAGAAGCCGGUGAAGACCCCCCUCAAGGUGCAGAACGGAUCGCCAAAGGACGAUUCACCCGUCAAGAAGGUCACCAAGCGCAGCCGUCGGAUCCUGGACAGUGACGAAGACGAGGCGGCGCCGGUCGUUAAAGAGCAAGUUGCCGACGAAGGACAAGGAGAAAAGGAAACCCCCAAGAAAACAGAAAAGAAGGACGAUGUGUUCAAGGCAGUCCCCACCCCUCUGUCUCCACCUCCGGCCCCCACCCCUCUGUCUCCGCCUCCAGCGCCGACCACCCCGGCCACCCCUGCCCCCCCGGGCACCCCCGCCUCAUCAGCGACCCCGGGGACCCCCCGCACGCCGAACUCCACCUCCCCGUCUGAGAUCGUUAAACGCAAGACAGCGAGAAAGAUGUUCCCCAAGAGGAAGCUGGAUGAGAGCAGGAGCGGCAGCGAGAGCCAGAAAGAGGAGGCGGAGCCAAAGGAGGAGCAGGGUCAGCAGAACAAACGACCUCGCAUGGAGCCCGGCGCCGACGCUGCAGGGGACGCCGAUGACCCCAUGGAGGAGGGCGCAAAGGAAGAGGACGCCGAGAAGCCAGUGACCGCAGCUAACAGCCGGGAUGAAGAGGUGGAGAACAAGAAGAAGAAGAAGAAAGAGGACGGAGAGAAGGCCAAAGAGGAGAGGCGGGCGGACGGGGAGAGCUCGGAUGAGAGAGAAAAGAAAGCUGAGGGGGCGGAAAAGAAAAAUAAAGCAAAGGAGAAGAGCGAUGAUGAGAAAGGUCCUGCCACUGCCAAGAAGAAGGAGGUUGAAAAGGACACGAGAGAGGAAGAAGAGAACCCAACAAGUCCAACAGCGAAAGAGCAGAGAGAUAAGGAGCCGGCCAAGAAACCCCCCAUCAGCAGUUUCUUUGCUCCCAGGAAAGUUGUAGUGAAGACGGAGAAAGUGGAGAAGAGUGACGGGGAGAAAAAGACGAGUGCGGAGAGGAAGAGUUCAGCCGAGGAGAGUAAAGACACAAAGAGCGAGUCGACUUCGGAACAAACAGACUACGAUCCGUCCCGGCCCGGAUAUCAUCCCGUGGACCACGCCUGUUGGAAGCAGGGCCAGAGAGUCCCGUACUUGGCUGUGGCUCGAACCUUUGAGAAGAUUGAAGAGGACUCUGGCAGGCUGAGAAACAUCGAGACUCUGUCCAACCUGCUCCGCUCGGUGCUGCUGCUCUCUCCAGACGACCUGCUGUGCUGUGUGUACCUGUGUUUGAACCAGCUGGGUCCUGCCUACCUGGGAAUGGAGCUUGGCAUCGGGGAGACAAUCCUGAUGAAAGCUGUUGCUCAAGCAACCGGGCGACAAUUGGACAAAAUUAAAGCCGAGGCGCAGGAGAAGGGAGACUUGGGCCUAGUGGCCGAGAGUUCCCGUAGCAACCAGCGCAUGAUGUUCCAACCGGCCAGUCUGACAGCAGGGGGCGUGUUCAGGAAAUUGAAGGAGAUUGCCAGCAUGAGCGGGAACUCGGCCAUGAAUAAGAAAAUCGACAUCAUCAAAGGCCUCUUUGUGGCGUGCCGCUUCGCCGAGGCCCGCUACAUAGUCAGGUCCCUGGGUGGGAAGCUGAGGAUCGGCCUGGCGGAGCAGAGCGUCCUAUCAGCACUCACUCUGGCUGUGUGCUUGACCCCACCUGGACAAGAUUUCCCUCCCGCUGUGAUCGAUGCCGGGAAGGGGAUGAGCGCCGAGAGCAAGAAGGCCUGGAUCGAAGAGAAGAGUCUCAUCCUCAAACAGACUUAUUGCGAGAUGCCCAAUUACGACAUCCUCCUCCCGGUGCUCCUGAAGGAGGGCAUAGACCAGCUGCCCAAUCACUGCAAGCUCACUCCAGGUGUGCCGCUGAGGCCCAUGCUGGCGUGCCCCACAAAGGGCGUUGGCGAGGUGCUGAAGAGGUUUGACGAGGCGGCGUUCACCUGCGAGUACAAGUACGACGGCGAGCGUGCACAGAUUCACAUUCUGGAGAGCGGCGAGGUGCGAGUGUUCAGCCGCAACCAGGAAGACAACACCAGCAAAUACCCUGAUAUCAUCUCUCGCAUUCCCAAGAUGAAGAAGGACUCGGUGGUGUCCUGCGUCCUGGACUCCGAGGCCGUGGCCUGGGACCGGGAGAAGAAGCAGAUCCAGCCCUUCCAGGUCCUCACCACUCGGAAAAGAAAGGACGUGGAUGCCUCUGAGAUCAAUGUGCAGGUGUGCGUGUACGCCUUCGACCUCCUCUAUCUCAACGGCGAGUCCCUGGUGCGACAGCCGUUGUGUCGGCGUCGGGCUCUGCUGAAAGAAAGCUUCUCGGAGGUGGAGGGAGAGUUUGUGUUCGCCCGAUCCAUCGACUCCGACAACACCGACGCCAUCGCAGAGUUCCUGGAGCAGUCUGUUCGAGAUUCCUGUGAGGGCCUCAUGGUGAAGACUCUGGAGAAGGAUGCCACCUAUGAAAUUGCCAAGCGCUCUCAUAACUGGCUCAAGCUGAAGAAGGACUACCUGGAGGGAGUGGGCGACAUGGACCUGUGUGUGAUCGGCGCCUACAUGGGGAAAGGCAAGAGGACGGGCGCCUACGGGGGCUUCCUGCUGGCGUGCUACGACGAGGAGAACGAGGAGUUCCAGUCCGUGUGCAAGAUCGGCACCGGUUUCAAGGAUGAAGAUCUGGAGCAACAUUACAAGUUCUUAAAGGAUCACAUUCUGCCCAAACCUCGUGCCUACUACCGCUUCGACCAAUCAGCGGAGCCGGAGGUGUGGCUGGACGCCGUGCAGGUGUGGGAGGUCAAGUGCGCCGACCUGUCGCUGUCGCCCGUCUACAAGGCCGCCAUGGGACUGGUGGAUCCGGUGAAGGGCAUCUCUCUGCGCUUCCCUCGCUUCCUCCGGAUCAGAGACGACAAGAAACCAGAGGACGCCACGUCUGGAGCUCAGAUCGCUGAUUUGUACAAGAAGCAGCAGCAGAUCCAGAACCAGGGAGACAAGGCCGACCCGGAGGAUUACUACUGAUCAUCUCCAGUCAUCUGCCGGAGAGAAAAAAAAAAUUGAUAAAUAUCGGCAAAUCUCAAUGUAAUUGUAAAUAUCUUCUUUUCUUGUUGUAAUGAAAUGAAAAUAAAGGUUCCUUCCAGUUUUAA
Molecule: messenger RNA, 3304 nt
Organism: Limanda limanda (common dab)
Lineage: Eukaryota; Metazoa; Chordata; Actinopteri; Pleuronectiformes; Pleuronectidae
Gene: lig1
Product: ligase I, DNA, ATP-dependent
Biological process (GO): lagging strand elongation; DNA biosynthetic process; DNA repair
Cellular component (GO): nucleus; mitochondrion
Molecular function (GO): DNA binding; DNA ligase (ATP) activity; ATP binding
Source: RefSeq, a predicted model, not a curated record